UAUACAACAUGAUGAAAUUAUUGGUUUUGUUCAGUUUCUUGGCGUUGGCCCAUUCAGCACCACAAGGACCGAAGGACGACAAUGUGCAGCUCUUGAAAUUCGACAGUGAUAAUGACGGACUCGGUUCUUACAGGUUCCUAUACGAGCAGACUGACGGAUCAAAACGUGAUGAGCAAGGCGAGGUCAUUAAUGUAGGGACUGAUGAUGAAUCUAUAGUAAUUAAAGGAUCAUAUUCUUGGGUGGCACCAGAUGGUAUCACAUACACCGUGACAUACAUCGCAGAUGACAAAGGCUUCCAGCCAUCUAUAGAGCAAGGCCCCGGUGGUGCUAUACCAUCGUCAGUAAUAGCAUCGCUUGUUGGAUAAAGAAUUAUCUGAGUUUACUAUAUGAUAUCGUAAUAUUAGUAUU
Messenger RNA from Bombyx mandarina (wild silkworm), 408 nucleotides. RefSeq names its product cuticular protein RR-1 motif 26 (gene CPR26). Lineage: Eukaryota; Metazoa; Arthropoda; Insecta; Lepidoptera; Bombycidae. Gene Ontology annotation, molecular function: structural constituent of chitin-based larval cuticle. The record is from RefSeq and is a predicted model, not a curated record. Gene Ontology annotation, cellular component: chitin-based extracellular matrix.